CCCUGUCUGUCGAAGAGAGACCCGGGCCACACGGAAGUGUGAAACAGGACAUUCUCCCUCCUUUGCUCAGCGUGUAAAGUCCACUUCUCCUGCAGCACUCUCACUUUGCUGUGUACGGUUCCUCAAACCAGGGAAGAGGCAUUCUGGUCGAUCUGGAGAAGGGGUCUCGUGCGUGAACAAGGGGACAGGGCUGAGGAUUCGGGAGGUGGGACGAAGCAGCGCCCGGCAAGCAGGUUUACCUGAAUGGAGAGGUUGUGAUUGCGUGCUGGUGUUGUAACGGAGAAUACGGAGGAUGGCAGACGGAGGCCAGCCCGACGCGCCACGGAGGGGGGGGUGGGGCUUCUCUUCCAUGAGGGUCAGACGCAGAACAUCCAAUGAGGAGGAUGGACGGAUGGGGUUUGGACGGAGGAUGAACAGGCUAUUCUCCUCUGUCCGAACGGACUCCCGGAGGGCGGAUCCACAGACGCUGGAGCAGGACGAUGUCAGAGGGUCGGGGGCCGCAGCUGGAGCAACACGUCCAUUCUUCCUGCGCCGGACGGAUAAGAUGAACAGUGAGAAGGAACCCAUUUCAGAGGACAGUGGGAAGGAGAAGCCUCCAACAGGCCAGGACCACUGUGCAGUCAUGGCCAUCGAGGAUGAAGCUGAUCAAGGUCGGAUGAAGAGAUUCAGCACUAUGUUGAACCAUAUUCACGGGAAGCUCACCAAAGAAAGAGGUGUUAAGGACCCUGACCCUCCCCAGCCCAUAGCCGCGCCUCUCAAGGAGACCCCAGGCCCCACCCGGGAGACCAGCUACGCCAGCGGGCAGGUCUUCUUUGAGUACCUGGUGGUGGUUAGCCUCAAGAGGAAGCAGGAAGGGGUCUAUGAGCCCCAGAUCACAUACCAGUUCCCCAAGCGCGAUGGGAUGAUGAAAUCCCAGAAGCAGGAAGAGGAGAAGACCCUCAAGGCCAUCACUCUCUUUUGCUUUCCCGAGGGGAUCAACUGGACCCCGCUGACCGAGUACCGAAGCGAGACCUUCUCUUUCGUUCUGACAGAGAUUGAUGGGAGCAGGAGAAAUGGCUACUGCAGGAGGUUGCUGCCCCAUGGCAAAGGAGCCCGCCCCCCGGAGGCCUACUGCAUCAUCAGCCAGCUGGCCUGUUUCGGCCUGUUCUCCAAGAUCUUCGAUGAGGUGGAAAAGAGGCGGCAGAUCUCCAUGGCAAUGAUAUACCCGUUCAUGCAGAGCCUGCGGGAGGCGCCCUUCCCUGCCCCGGGCCACACCGUCAAAAUCAAAAGCUUCAUCCCCGAGUCUGGAACCGAGAUAAUCAGCCUGACGCGGCCUCUGGACUCGUGGCUGGAGCAUGUAGACUUCCGCACACUGUUCCGCUGUCUGACGGACGAGGAGGUGCUGCAGGUGUUCGCCGCCACCGUCAUGGAGCGACGCAUCAUCUUCAUUGCUGAGGAGCUCAGCACCCUGUCUCAAGUGAUUAACGCCGUGGCUGCCCUCCUCUACCCCUUCACCUGGCAACACACCUUCAUCUCCAUCGUCCCUGAGAUCCUCAUCGAUGUCGUCAUGGCGCCCACCCCCUACCUUCUGGGGGUUCAGAAGCACAUGCUGGACUUUAUCACUGACCAAAGUGAUCUGCUUAUUGUGGAUUUAUCAGAAGGGGCCCAGAAUACCUUCAUUACGACUAUAGGAGACGAGAAGUCCAUCCUACCCCCAAAACUACAAGACGAAAUCCUGCAGGCUUUAAGUGCCAGGAAAGAGAAAUCAACGCCAGAGGAGCUGAACAGGGUGGUCUCGGAGGCCUUCCUGCCCUUCUUCGUGAAGACGGUGGGCCACUUCGCCGCCCACGUUAAGCGCAACGGCAGUGGCCAGCCAGGAGUCUUCCAAAAAAGGAACUUCUACAAGGCCAUUGAGUCCAAGACCACCCGGCACUUUGUCAAGAAGUUCAUCCAGACGCAGAUGUUCGACCUGUUCAUCCAGGAGGUGGAGCAGCGGCCGGAUGCCCAGGAAGGAUUUUUCCACAAAAAGAUUGCCGAAUACCAGGAAAAGAAGAAAGAGAAGACAAAGAAACUGUAAAACUCAUGGGGUUGGGGGGUGGGUU
Megalops cyprinoides (Indo-Pacific tarpon) is the source of this 2081-nucleotide messenger RNA. It is a transcript of the gene dennd2db, whose product is annotated as DENN/MADD domain containing 2Db. NCBI's taxonomy places the organism in Eukaryota, Metazoa, Chordata, Actinopteri, Elopiformes, Megalopidae. The record is from RefSeq and is a predicted model, not a curated record. Gene Ontology annotation, cellular component: nucleoplasm; cytosol. The transcript is spliced from 17 exons. The coding region runs from base 293 to 2056 and encodes 587 amino acids.